Messenger RNA from Spirodela intermedia, 6249 nucleotides. NCBI's taxonomy places the organism in Eukaryota, Viridiplantae, Streptophyta, Magnoliopsida, Alismatales, Araceae. The record is from the annotation of a GenBank genome assembly.
AUGGCGUGUAUGCACGAUCACAGCUGUGAGGACCACGACUGCUCGGCGAAUUGGUCUCUGUACAAGCACAUCGACUUCUCCAAGGCACAUUUCUUCUACCUGUCCUCCCUAUGCUGUUCGGAAAUUUCAUUAUUAACUAUUGAUGCUUUCUUUACCGUGUCCUUAGAAAGUCGAAUACGUCUUUUCAAUCUGGUCGCAUUCGAUUUGAGUACUCAUUUCUUCUCUGAUUCGAGUGUUUGAUUGUUUAACUAUGUCAUUAUCUAGGAGCUCUUCUCGUUUACUUCUUAUUGUAGCUAUUUUGCAACUUCUAUAAAUUCUAUUGUCUUCGUAUUUUCUCUGUUUUUCCCAAAAGAAUCUGCCAUAGCAAUCUUGCAUGUGAAUGAUGCUUUCUGGGGAAAUUACAGGGUCAAUGCUGUGAAAACUAGAACCAGUGUACUAUUUAUGCCUUGAUUCCUGGUGAUAGUUUUAAAUCAGCUUCUUUCAAUUUUUUGUCGUUUCCUAAGGUUACCAUUCUCAGCCUUGUUUCCUUGCAUGUAGAAUUGAGUGCGUGCCAUGUUUAAGAGAAUUUCUUCGUUGCCAUCACCAUUCUAAUCACAUAGUCCAAGUUCCAAUAAAUGUUAGGACUUGUAAGUUGUAUGCUAGACAAAUAUUUAAUCAUCUUAUAUUAUAUUUAUACAUUUGCAAAGACCCUAGACUCAUGGAAUACUAAUGCACUAGGACAAAGUUUUGAUUCCAUUGAACGUGGUUUUUCUGUAGAUGGUGUCGAGUAGUUAUUUAUGUAAUACCGUGAAUCAUAAUCAAAUGUUGGUUCUAUUUUUAUCUCUUCUACGCUUGACAUCCUGAUGCUGCUGUAACAGCACCUCUGGCUUAAAAUAUUGUAUCCUGAUUAUAUUGCCACUUUGUCUUGCAGUUAUAGUUUAAGGAUGUUAUGAAGUCAAUGUUGAGACGUAUUUUUCUUUAACUUUUAAUUGCCAAAUUUUUCCUGCAGUUAUAUUUUACGGAUGAUAUGAAGUCAUUGUGGAGAUUUAUUUUUCUUUAACUUUUAAUUGCUAAUUUUGUCCUGCGGUUAUAUUUUACGGUUGUUAUGAGGUUAAAUUUAAAUUUUUAUUUCUGUAAUUUUGAAUGUUUAGCGUUCGUGUUUUUAUUUUUUCUAACCACCAUCUAUGUAUUUUAUCAGGCUUCAGCCUUAAAUGAGUCUGUUUCUGGAAGCGUUAAGUCUGUUUUUAAACCCUGGGAGAGUCGCCUGAACUCUUCAGAGGUACACUUUCCUAUGACAAUACCUUUUCUUACCCUUAACUAUUUAAUACAUAAUCGCUUUAGGGAAUUAGUUUUAUUUUUCAUUAAUUUUUCUAUAAUUAGUUACUGUUACUUUUUUGUUUCGGUUUUUAUUCGUUAUUAUUUGAACAUGCACUAAAAUUAACAGUUCCCAACUAUAAGAUCUUGUUUGAAUGGCUCUAUGAGGCUAACUCUCUUCGCUAAUCAAGGAGAGGGAGGAAUAGAGAUGUUUUUUUUUGGGGGGGGGGGAUGGAAGAACUCGAAGCAGCCUGGCUAGAAGGCGUUAGAGAAAAUGAGGUGUGUAGGACAUGGUACUCACCUGCACCAACUCCAGCCAUGGCGUGCUGACCUGUGAACGUAGGUAAUUGACCCUAUGCUAUCGUUGGAUGCAUGCCUUUCGGGUCUACCGCUGGCUUAUUCCAGUUAGCCCAAAGUAUUCACUGACAAGCUGGGGCUCAGAUGGUACAGCAUAAGUUUGUCUUUUAGUUGCUAAUUACAAUCCAUAUUUCAUGGAAGAGUUCGCGCUUUUAUUUAUUGAAAUUCCUGAAAAGAGUUCAUUUUCUUUCAGACAAGCAUUUUAUAUUCAGAUAGUGUUUUUGUACAGAAAAUCUCUCAUGUCAUGUUUCUUGCAUGAUUUCCUUUGUCAGGGUUUUCUGGAAAGCAAUGAUGGUGAUCCCGAGUUACUUGUCUUCAUUCCGUAAGUAGACUUGCUAUCUUUAACUGCCAUGAUCUUGCUGUGAUAUUAUCAUUCCUAUGGUUUCAUGAAUUUUGCUGACCAUAUUUAUGUGGUGUGUCCAAGAUAUUUUGAUUAAGUAAAGAAUUAUUUUUAUUUGUUCCAAUAUAGUUUUCAUGUUAUUUGGAAAAUCAAUCUGUGAAUAGGGCAACUUUUCUUUGUGCUUGUUGAACCAAUGGAAUACUACUAAUGGAAAUAUUACGGCACUUCGCUCAUUAUUCAACCGUGUGUAAGAGCCUUGGUUAGAUAAAUCCUUUGUAAGUCAGCUACAGAAGUUGAUUAUUUUCCAUUGAACCCUUUCUGUCAGCCGGAAAUCUCAGUCUAAACAGUGAGUUAUGGCUUGAUUUUUUCAAAAUAUUGCUAAAGAUGAAAAAAAAACUUCUAUAUACCGUUUUUUAAAUUGUGCAUGAAAGGUAUGAACACUUCUUGUAACUCCAUCGAAAGGUGGUGUUUUGGUGCCUUUUAAUGGUUAUCGGAAUUUAGCCUACUUGUUUAUUUGGUCGUAUUCUCAGAUGCGUUGCACGUGCUGGAUUUUUUUAUCUGGUUCAUGUAUGCUUAGAAUCUUAGUUUAUUUUCGAAUCAUAAAAGAUAUAAACAUGUUAUUGCGUGAACUAAACGAAAGAGCCAUUUCGUUAUAUUUUUAUGGACCUACUAAUUAAAUUUGAAAACAAACGUUUAUUUUUAAUUUUUCUGCGAACGAGGAUCAUACGGCUGACAAGACAUCUUCAAAUUCGUGCAUGGAUCAAAAAAUAUUUUUCUACAAUCUAUGUCGAGUAUCAACUAAAUUUGCAUAAAUUUUAAAUGUCGAGUAUUAACCUUGUUUUUGAAACUAUCUCCGGUAAAAAAUGCUCCUUGAUUUUGUAUAAUUAACAUUAUACGAAUCCCCUGUUCACUAACUUUAAAGAAAAAAAAAUGCAGGACAUUUUCGACGACCUCAGUAUGAAAGAUAAAACUUGAAGCUUGUUUAAAACCCUGCGUGCCAUCUGGUUUAUGAUGUGCUCAUAUGCAGUGCCCUAUUUUAUUCAUUAAAUCAUGUUUACGUGGCAGAUUUACCUCAGAUGUCAAGAUAAAGAGUAUCUCAGUGGUUGGCGGUACCAAUGGGACAAGCCCUUCGAAAAUGCGAGCGUAUGUUCUAUGUUUCUAUUUUGGUGUAAAUUAACGUUUUUCAAUUUUUUUCACGUAUUCAUUUGUUGCCAUUAUACCUUCUUUUUUUUUUAGCAGAAGUCUGUGCAUUUUAAAACUUUAUCACGCAACAUUAAUUACAUGGUUACCAGAUGAUACUCUCUACAGUUGUGAGUAUUUUAAUUUAAAUGAAUUAAAUACCAGAGUAUUAGCUUAGAGAUUCUUUUCUUUGUUGAGAGGGGGGGAGACUUGUGCAUGCAUUUUGUGAGAACAAAAUUUAUACCAUCUCGAGGAAUAGAGACCCUUAAUUCCUAGAUGAACUAGAGAUACCUGCAUGCUAAGUCGAACUUGUUGAUAAAAUUGGCUGUAUAUUGUUUCGUUAUAAAAUUGGCUGUGCUGCACAAUGAAUGGAGUUUCUUUUAGAGGAUGAAUAUGGUAAUUCAAUUGCAAAGAAUGGAGAAAGUAGAUUGCUAAUAAGCUUUACACGUCUUGGUGUUGCAAUCCCUGAAGAACCUAAAGGCAAAAACAUUUCAUUUGAUGAAUUUUUUGGGGAAAAAAUUGUCGUUUCCUGAACCUUCUCUUGAGUCAUUAGAUUUUUAUUUUAAAGCUUUGGUCGGCUUGAUAGUGUCAGAACUUGACUGAUAUCCAGAUAGUUAACGAACCAUAUAAUUUCAAUUUUUAUUUUCUAUAUUUUUGGCUACCUGCCUGACUGAUUGACCAUCUCAAGUACCUUUCCAGGAAUUUAGAAUAGUAAGCUUUUCAGAGACAGCUGAAAAUUGAAACCAAUGAGAAAUCUGCAGGCUUAGAGAAGAAUGGAAGAUUAAUAUUACGGCACUAUGACUAUUUUCUUUCCAAAUGGUGUCCCGAGUAACCGUCCUGAGAAAUUUAAAGCCUGAUUUCAAGUGUCUACGUGUUGGUUAUGUUGUAUCACGCACGAUGGAAGGAAGGAGACCCACCCUUGAGUGUUUCGCGUUCAACUUCUCGUCUUGAGACUGAUUGAACCUCAUGCGCCUGAGGCUCCCUCCUUUCAGGCUCACCUCUUGAGGUAUGAAAAGCUGCAGCUUUUUAGCACGAAGCUGAACAACCGGACCCUUGGGUAAGUGGACGAUUUCAAGUGUCUUCGUGUUGGUCAGUGGAGAAGUAUAACAAUUUCAGAGCCACAUCAAGCUGGAAGUGUCUAGAAAAUAGGUAAAGGGCAACAUCGCUACGUAGACUGACCGAAAUAGUGCGACCCGAAUAUCCAUAUUGAUGAUAUAAGAAAAGCAAUUACAUGAGCUUCUAAACUGCAAGGGGUAAUCAUUUUUCCCAAUAAAAAUUAGAUAGUGGAAUGUAAAAAAGGGGGAGAGAUUCUUUCGUUCAUAGUGUACCUUUUCACUGGCAAUAGAGCACUGACUUGUCUUUCUCACUCUAACACCCAUUGGUUAGUACCAUCAAGAUCUUCACUCUGACGAUACAAAAAUAGAAACUUUAUUAUAGAUAUGACCUACAAUACAUUUCAGUUAUUUUUCUCAUCAGUGGAUAAUUUUUACGUUUGCUUUCUCUUCCUUUUUUUUUACUUAGCGUUUAAUUUCUGUGACAACUUUUUAAAUUAUUUUUGAUAAUCCUUGAAUUUUUUUUCAGAUUUAUCAAUCGAGAUGGUAUUGAUUUUUCGGAUGCUCAGACUAUGCAACCUGUCCAGGUAACUAUUCAUUCAUUUUAGAAUAUUUUUGUGAUUUUUCAGCAGGAUCUGAUCUAUUAUGGCCUUGUUAAUUCAAAGGAGUGGGAUUUGGCUGAAAAUUUGCAUGGAUUGCUGGAGUACCAAACAAGGUGAGCCUCUCGACAGUUUCAUGUCGUAUUCCUUGUUUCCUUGAAGUUGUGGCCUAUGACAGCACAAUAAUAAAACAUCUAUUAUCCUUCUUAAGCUCCAUUCUUUCAUUAAACCCUCGUCAGGCUACUUUCUCCUUUUUUUAUUUAUUAAAUUCGUUUAGAAUUUUUGACAAGUGUUUCAGUAAAAGAACAAUCUUUGGCGAGCUUGCUUUAAGAUGGCCAACAUGGUUUAACUUUCGUAUUACACUUCAAUGCUUCUGCCUCUGGUUGUAGUAAUAAUACUCGCAGAGGAUUGUAUGUCAAUGUGGGGAAACGUCUAUCCUAUUUUGAUACACUCGUCUUUAGGCUUUGUACCAUUAUCACUAAAUUCUUGUGAUUUCUCAAUGCCGGUGUUCAUUAAAUUACCUAUAAUCACCUAGUUACUACCAAUUACUUCAUUAUUUCCACUAUUUUGCCACACUGUAGCCACUGGUGAUUACCACAUCUGUGAGCUGCCAUCAAUUAUUUUAUUUAGAUCGUAAAAUACAACAAUCAUGCCCAAGAAAACUUAUUCAAAAGUAAAUCUCUCACCAUCUAUUGACCUUUAGAACACCUUUGGAACGCCUUAUUGUCCUAUUAAUCUAAUUAUGUCCGGUCCACAAGCAGCAGGAAUCUUUCUAAGAAAACAUAUAGUAGAUGAUAUUGUGUAAGAAAAAGAGCCCUUGGUUCUUCUCCGCGAUGAACAAUGUACUAGUGAUUCCGAUUUAUGAUGUGGCUGGCUAGAUGUAUGUGAUUACUGGAGCGCUUCUGUCCCUGCGCUCAGACUCACAGGGUUAUGUUCUUCCUGUUGGAUCAGAUACUCGAGGUUCCAAAGCGUUGGUAGUCUCACCUUGCAUUUUCCUGACAACUUCGGCGGAGAUACCACCCAGAUUUACUACAUUGGCCUGCGUGGUGAAGCUACUCAGGUACUUAUCGACUCCAAAACCCUCUCAUGGCUUGGUUCUUUCUAAAUCCGAGGGUUGACUAAUUAUGUGUGUGGGCCCCUCUUCCUCGUGCAGCUGAAGAGGGAUGUUGUAGCCACCAUCGUUUAUGAAGUCAUGCCCAAUCCAUCUGACCACAAGUGAGUUUUCUCAUAAUAACCCCCUAAAAUUAUUUUAAAAAUAAUCCCUUUGAUGAUAAUGGCAUUAAGCGCAAACCCUAAAACUCAUGAAAGAUUAGGAGCUUAUCCUGCAACAUAUCGACUCCAUUCUGGUUACUUAGCCGUUGAUUUCAUGGACUUAUCUAAUCUAUGCAGGACCCGUGCGGAGACCGGGGGCAUGUCUCAUGUGGAGUGA